AUUAUUCUCUGAGCUAAGUGAGUAUAAUAUUGCAGUAGUACGUUACAAUAAAGAGUCAGAAGUUCAAAAACCCGCACAGUAACUUAUUCAACGUGAAUCAACUACCUUUGUUUUCUAUAACAUAAUUGCUAUGGAUGAAAAGGAAUCAAAUUCAACAAGUAUGUCUCAGCAAGGAAAUCAUAUGUCAUAUCAUAAAACUGAAACACAUUUUUCAUAUGUAGAGAGUGAUGAAAUUCCGUCUACUGCAGCUGAAUUGGAAUGGGACAUGGAAACAGAACUGGAAGAAAUUAGCACUGAUCCUUUCCAACCAGAUGGUUUCACCCAACAACAUGACAAAAGUUCACCAGAGUUUUCAAACAUUAUUGCAUCUAGUCAAGCAUCAUUUUCACCCAAAGGACGUUUUCAACGCUUGCAGGAAGAGCCAGAAUAUUUUUCUCAUUAUGGAGAUUCAGUACCUAAGAAGACACAACAAUGUUUUUGUAGGAUAAUCAAAAUGUUUUGUACAUUUGCAUCUGUAUUUAUCUUGGGAAUAUUAUUAGGUUAUUUUUCAAAACAAAACUCUUGCACAUCGGAUAGCAUUUUAUCAAAUGGGCAUUCUUCUUCAAAUGAGGCUAAAUUAAUAGAUGAAAUACUAGAUCACAUCACUAAAGAAAAUAUUGAAAAACAUUACAGAUAUUUCUCAGAGAUUUCUGUCAAUAAAACAAACUCAGAUCCAGCAAAAGAAAUUGCACAUCUAUGGACUUCAAUAGGCUUAAAUGAAGUUGAGUUAGUAAAUUAUUCAGUCUUACUUGACCUACCAGGCUCUUCUCCAAAUACAAUCACUAUGAACAAUGGUCAGUGCUAUUUUCCAAGCGGACAGCAGUGUGAUGAAGAGACUGAAAAGCACCCGAGUCAGGAAUCUCUGUACUCAUAUGCUGCUUUCUGUGCCAAAGGAUCUCUUGAGGGUGAAAUGAUUGAUGUGCAAUAUGGUACAUUGGAGGACCUACAGAGAGUAAAACAAUCAAACAAUGUAACAAAUAGCAUUGCUUUGUUAAAACUAGGAGUCUUGCCAUUAUUAUAUAAGAUUUCGUUGUUAGAAGACUUUGGCUUCAAAGGAGCCCUCAUUUACAUUGACCCGUGUGAUCAUCCUGAGACUGCUGACAUAGACAACAAAACAUUUAUGGUGUCUUUAUACAAUGAAAAUCCUAUAGACUCAAAUGAAUUUUCGAGAAAGGAUGCGAAGCAGUGGAAAGAAAGGUCAAGUCACACAUCUUUACUAGUACAACCUGUAGCUGUAAACCUUUUAUUAAAACUUUUUCCUCCAACUGAGAAGAAUACAAGAACAGAAAAAUGUCUUCGACUGAAACUACCAGAAAUAGGAAAUAAUAAAAUCCGCCUUAUGGUUCAAUCCAUUUCAACAUACAAGAACAUAUCAAACACAAUUGGAAUACUAAGAGGAUCAGUCCUUCCAGCCAGAACUACACCAUCCAUUAGCCUUUUUUUGGAGAAGACAAGCAUGGCUUUACUCCACAGACAAGGCUGGCCACUGUCAUAA
Bombina bombina (fire-bellied toad) is the source of this 1534-nucleotide messenger RNA. Its product is annotated as inactive N-acetylated-alpha-linked acidic dipeptidase-like protein 2. The coding region runs from base 131 to 1534 and encodes 467 amino acids. The transcript is spliced from 8 exons. The record is from RefSeq and is a predicted model, not a curated record. NCBI's taxonomy places the organism in Eukaryota, Metazoa, Chordata, Amphibia, Anura, Bombinatoridae.